AUGGAUGAAAUGGAAAAUGGCAACAGGCGUACUGUGCGACAAGAAAGUCCCUGUUCGACUGAAGUCGAAGCCCUACAGGGCGGUUGUGCGUCCUGUUGCCCUUUACGGAUGCGAGUGCUGGCCGACGACGAAAGCCUUGGAAAGAGUGUUGCACGCUAUGGAGAUGCGGAUGUUGAGGUGGACGGGGGUAUAACGCUAACAGAAAAAGUAUCCAACGACACUGUACGCUCCAUCUUCGGCGUCGUCCCUAUAACUGAGAAGAUUAAGGAAGCGCGACUGAAAUGGUUUGGUCCAAAGAUUCGCUGGUUAGACCGUGUGAACCUGGAUGUGAUAGAUGCGCGUUUGGGUACGGCUGAUGCAAUGGAUGGAAGCAAAUGGAAGACAAGAAGCAGAAAAGCGGACCCUACAACAACGUGGGACAAACGCUAG
Molecule: messenger RNA, 429 nt
Organism: Necator americanus (New World hookworm)
Lineage: Eukaryota; Metazoa; Nematoda; Chromadorea; Rhabditida; Ancylostomatidae
Exons: 1
Coding region: 1-429 (142 amino acids)
Source: RefSeq, a predicted model, not a curated record